AUGUUAUCUGGUGAUGCCAUUAAGAAUUCUUUCCCGGUUGAUGUUCGUAAAGACACGACCAUUGGGCACCUCAAAAAAUUGAUCAAGGAGGAGAAAGAACACCAUUUUAACCAUAUCUCCGCAGAUGAACUGGAUGUAUGGAAAGUUACCUCGGAAGCUUUGAAACAGGAACUUAAGAUAGCUAUUCAGGAUCAUUUUGAAUAUUGGAAGGCUGGACUACGUGAUAAAACAACAAUACCACAAUACUUCAUUCUAGCAGGAGCUGGAGAAGGAAAAUCUCGCACUGCACAAGAAUUGCCGAAAUUGCUAAUUGAAUGUACAAAUGAUGUUGACUUACAGAAUCGACUUAAGUCUGCUCUAGUAUUUAAUCUAUCAUUUGAAAAUGGAACAAAAUUAAUUCGAGUGUUAGAAACUGAUAGCUCUCAUGCAAUUGGUAAUCGAAUGCUCUUUCAGUUAUUACGACAGCCUGGUGAAGUUUGGGAAGAUUAUAAGGGUCGAUAUAAUGUAAACCCAGUAGAUGUAUUACGUAGAGUUGCUAAAUAUCGUAAUCAAGAAUUAAAUGAUCUGAAUGUGAUUGUUAUUUUGGAUGGUAUACAUAUAGCAAUGAAAAAAUCUAUGGAUGGAACGGACAAAGAAUCCUUUUUUUACGAUUGUAUCUCUACACUUUGUAUGCUUUCACUUAUUGGCCCAUUUAUUGUUACCUGUUGUACAGCUACUAUUAGCAUACCCAUUCACAAUUUCCUUGCCAGUUCACAACAAUUGAGAGUUUUUCUUCCAUUGACAUCAUUACAACCUCCGAGAAUAAACAACAAUCCAGUCUUUGUCGAUAAUCCAGUUAUGAAGAUGCUCAUAAAUGAUAUGGGUGGUCAUGGGCGUGCGUUGGAGGCUUUAGAACAGUCAAUUAGAGGAAAAGAUUUGGACAAUAUUAAUUUUAUUGAUCUAAUAAAUGAUGUACGAUCAAAUCUUGGUAAAAAAUAUCAAGGAUGGUUAAGUAAAACCGAUUAUUUGAAACCAGUCCUUCGCAUUAUUCUUUCACGUACUCAAGUUAGCAAAAAUCAAAAUAUUGCUACAUUUGCGGGGAAAGAUAUAACAGUAGAUGAUGUAACGCAAUUUGGUCUUGUUCGAUUUAAGAGUCGAAGAGCGGAUGAAGUGAUUGGCUAUCUUACAUGUCCAUAUAUUUGGCUAUGGUUAAUGGCGCAUGCAUCACAAAAUGACAAACUUUUACACAACUGGGAUUUUAACUAUUACAAUGAAGUACGCAAUAAAGCAGGGAGCAUAAGUAUACCACCAGGUUGCCAAUACUGGCAAAAUUUUGAGUAUUUUAUUGCUCAAUUUCGUGCUCUAAAAUCGUAUGUCUAUGGUGAUAAUGAACAAGUUGAACUCAGAGUCAUUCAUAAUGGUGCCAAGCAUAAUUUUGGUGAUAGUUCCAUAUACAAUCGAGAACUUACAUUAAAACAAUCAGUUAAAAAGGUCAGCACCAUGUCUGGAAAUUAUAAGCAAGGUGUAAAAAUUUUGUGUCAGGAUGAAGAAGUUGACGUUGCAAAAGCAAGACAUAUUAUAAUCAAUGCAUCUAAUGCUGAAUAUGGAGAUAGCUUUUGUUCGAUAAAAAUGGUGGGGACUGAACUACUACAAACGGAAACACACCAAUGCAAAUUGGUAAAACAAACAAUUUCUCAGGAAAGAUUUAAUGAUGAGUAUAAAAAAGCAACGAGUCCAGGAGAUAUUUUCAUUCUUUACACAUCAGCAUCCUCCAAAAAACUUGUACCUUCUCAGCCAAUGUCUGCAAUCGUUUGUAAAGACAAUUGGGAAGAAUAUUUCGGAUCUUUUGCUGGGAGAUGCUAUAAUUAUGCUAUGGAACCACCAAAUCUUAAUGAAGCGACUUACACUCAGCUGACUGGAAUAAAUUUCAUUGGAGAAGCACGUGCUAGAAUUAUCAUGGAAGAACGAAACAAACGCAAAUUUUCUGGUAUAGACGAUUGUGAAAGAAGAACAAAAAUUCCGCGUACAUAUCUUGAACCCUUUUUUUAG
Acaulospora morrowiae is the source of this 2028-nucleotide messenger RNA. The record is from the annotation of a GenBank genome assembly. NCBI's taxonomy places the organism in Eukaryota, Fungi, Glomeromycota, Glomeromycetes, Diversisporales, Acaulosporaceae.